UCGCAGCAUCAUUGUUUCUGUUGCAUGGGCCCUAAUGCGGCUUUCAGACGGGGCAGCUAAGGAGCUAACCUGCUAGCUCGUGGCGGCUUGAUUGUUAUAAACACAACUCCCACUUGCCGAAGUGAGUAGUGUUAUUCUGCUCGGUGUUUUAGAGCGCAAAGCUACUCGGAGCCCAAACGAAUGGUCUCCUCCUGCAUUCCUCACUAGAUUAAUUACCCUCCUUCUCCCCCCUGGCACAAAGUAAAUCAACACCAUGAGUAUUAUUCAAGACAAGUUAGGCAAUGAGUUUCUGCGCAAUGGAGGCAUGGACCCCAAUUUCGCUCCAGGUAUGCUUAUGUUCAGCCACUUACCGCCGGUCACCAGCUUCACGCGGCUGGCAUCGCAGUCGGUCAUCGGCGAGCUUCCCCAAGAGAUGAUUCUGAAAAAAGAACGAGAUUCGCCGCCGGAACACCAAGGCCCCAUCGCUGCCAGCACGGGCGGCUUCCUCCACAGCAUGGGCAUUAAGCAGGAGCGGCUGAGCGAGCUGGACUAUCGGAUGCCCCUCUAUAGCGGGGGCGGAGGAAUAGGGGUCAACUGUCCUGGAGGGGGCACGGGGAAGAGCAGCACUGACAUGCCCGACAUGUCGUUCGGCAACCAGCACCAAAAUCACCAGAACAUGCUACUGCAUGACCUUAGCCUCAGCAAUGUUCGCUCCUUGGGAGAACAGAUGCCUGGAAGACCAGGUAAAGAGCCAAAAGAGUCCUCAGGUAGAAGAGGCCGGAGGAGCAAUGGGGAUGGGCAAGGAGGCAAAGCACGGAGGAAACGCAAUGAUCCGUCAAAGGCUAUGAUGUUGGAUGGGGACGGAGCCUGCCUUUCCCCAAACUCAAAACCACAUAUCUGUGAGCACUGCAACGCUGCUUUCCGCAGCUCCUACCACUUACGUAGACAUGUGCUCAUACACACAGGUGAGAGGCCUUUCCGUUGUAGUCAAUGUAACAUGAGCUUCAUUCAGAAAUACCUUCUUCAGCGGCAUGAGAAAAUUCACAGCGGGGAAAAACCUUUCAGCUGUGACCAGUGUAACAUGCGCUUUAUCCAGAAGUACCACAUGGAGCGACACAAAAGGACACACAGCGGCGAGAAGCCUUACCGCUGCGAUACAUGCCAACAGUUUUUCUCAAGAACAGACCGGUUACUGAAGCACAAACGGACUUGUGGAGAAGCCAUAAAAAAGGGUCUAGAUCCAAGCAUGCUGGAGCUCAGUGAAGCAGAGCUAGGCCAAGGCAGCUAUUCACUCUCUCAGGGAAACUCAACCACCUCUGGACGUAAGAGGGCAAAGUCCAAAAACGGUGAAGGUGGCGAACGCAAGAAGAAAAAGAAUGCCCCAGCAGCAGCAUCGUCUGGGGCCAUGGCCCGCGACCUGGGCCUGCAGGACUUCAGCAUGGAGCACCCCUCAGGCUCUGAUCCCACCAUGCAGGGACGCACCCCCAAACUGGUCUUCAAGAAAACUGGACGCAAAGGGCUAGACAAGGGCCUCCUGUCCCUGGAAGAUGGUGCUGAUGGGCAGAAACUGUUGGGCCAGAAGCCGGACACCAUGGAUCACGUGGAUGGUUCUGCCCUUGACAACAUGACUCUACUCCAGGGACCUGGGGGCAGCAAACCCGGUCCCACCACCAGCAGCAACUACGACGAUGCAAUGCAGUUUGUCAAAAAGCGGCGCUAUCUCCACGUGGUCAACAACGACUACGGCGCCGGCUCGCUUCACAUGACGUCCCAGGGUAACAACGUGAUCCAGGGUUCCCUGGGGCCCGAACCCACUCUGGCCAUGCUGGACUCCUCGCCGCUGGAACUCAAACACGACAAAUCAGGCAUUCCAGACGAGGUGCUGCAAAGCCUGCUCGACCAUUACAGCCAUAAGCCAGAGGGAACCCACCACGAUGUGACCUUCGACCUGUCGGACCACCCGCACCACGUGGACCUCCAGCCAGCAGCGCCCGUCACCCCGGAACUGGAAGACGAUUCCCCCCACGGCGGCGACAAAACGGCGGUAAUGAGCGAGUACUCGAAGUUCCUCCUUCAGGCCUUGGAGCGCACCAGCCAUAGUGGGCCCUUCCCCAGCCUCGGCCCGACGGGUCCCUUCCCUCUUCUGUCCAGCAGCUCCAGCCCUACGGGGCCCCUGUUCUCUGACAAGCACGCGUACAGCACCUCGCCUCUGGAUUGUGGCUACCCGCCUGCGGUCUCCUCUCCUCUGCCCAUUGCCCCGCCUUCGUCGGCUUCCUCUUCGUCGUCCUCCAAGUCCCACUACGGGAUGUUAGUGGGGUCCCCCUCUCAGGCGGCCUACCACCUCACCCUGGAGUCCACCAGCCACCAACAGCUGACUCCGUCUCGGGAGCUGACCGAGCAGCUGGAGAAGCAGCACUCCCCAGGGACCUUCACCCUACCGCCCCAGGAGCUGACCGCCACAGCCGAGGGCGCCAAGGGGCCACAGUCCAAGGCCGGAGGGAGCGUGGCGGGCUCCAACGGCUCCACCUACCCCGACCUGUCCCCGCUUAACCCCCCUAAAGAAACCACGUACCAGAUCGAGAACUUCGCCCAGGCCUUCGGCUCCCAAUUCAAGUCCGGCCGGCGGACCCCUCUGAGCUACGGCAGCGACCCGGGAGCAGAGGUGGAACACAGAAUACGGACUCCGGUGUCAGAAUUCUCAGGGUAUACCAGCUUGUUAGCUGAUGUCAGUGAGCCAGUGAGUACAGGAUCAAAAACCCCGACAAGCCAAAGUUUCAGAUAAGGGUCAGACGAGGUGAAGCCUGUAAGCGGGGCCAUUUUUUGUUCUUUUUUUUGGUCGCUGUCCACCCGGCCCCCGCACUCGCUCCAAUUUAGUUCCUGUAGCAAAGUUUUUGUUUUUAUGAACACUGCCAUUAAAUGUUAAUACAAAAUGACCAGGGAGGGUCUUCUAUGGCCUCAAAAUGCAAUUUUUUAAGAUAUUCUAAUUUUUAUCAUGUAGUCGCCUAUGUUUUUGUUUAAGAGUAGUGAUUUUUGAUAUGAACGUAUCGUAGAUUUAAAUGUAAUUUAAAAAAAAAUGUUUAGAGGGUAGCUAUUAACUUGCUUGUUUUAUUUUUUUCCUCCUUUUUCUGAUCUAUUUGUGAUUUUUUUUUUUUUACCUAUCAUACCAUUGUAAAGUAAUAAAUAAUGUUGAUGAUUUCAAUAAUAAUAACAUUGUGUCAGGGAAAGGCCCAGAAUUCAAAUGGCAAAAAAAGUAUAUAUUGUCUGUUACAAGAAACAUAUAAACUCAGGAAAAUAGGCGAAAUUGUGUAAUAAGACUUUGUAUUAUGAGAUGCAAUUAGCACAGUUUUUACAGGCGUAUUUUGAGACUACAAAGCUUUUUUCUUGUCUUAUUUAGUUUUUUAUUUUGUUACUUGUCAGAACAACAAAAUUUACAAUACACGGUAAUGUUCGGUUUGUACUGCGCAUAGCUUUGUCGAGAUUAUGGUACUGUUGUCUCAAUGUGAAGACAGCCACGUCUACAUGAAUUUCUAUCAGCUGUAGCAGCCCGCUGCGUUUCACGUGGCACGCUUUUUUAAAAAGACAUUUCAACAUUACUGAGUAUUGUAGCAUCAGGUGACUCAUUUCUAUCCAGAAGUAGCUGCAGGAUGUGACGAGCCUCAGACAGUAAUCUUUUUAUCAUGCUGUUUAGUGUUUUUUUUUUUUUUUAAAACAAGUCACCACUUUUCUACUCCACUCCUUGCUGUUCCUGUUUUUGUGUCAAUGGAAUCAAACAAGCACUUUUUUAAACAAAUCAUUGGAAACAACAAUAACCCAUUCAAUUUGCAUAUGUGAUACGUGAUUAUUAUGCUAAUGGUUAUUGCUAUUUUUUAAGAGGAGAAAACUGUGAAUGGGGAGGGAGGGCGGGUUAACGGGGGGGGUCGGCCGAGUGAUUUGUAAAGGGCGGCUGUGGGCAUUUAAGCGUAUUUUUGUUGCUUUUUUUAUUUUAAAGGGUAGAACAUGGGAUGGGUGGGACUUCCUUUUUUUCUUUUUUUGAUUUUGUUUUACGGUUUUUCGGGUGUUGUUGUAAAAAGAUGAUUUGCCAUAAUGUUUGUUAUUCAAUAUUUUGAGAGUACCUCUUUGUAUUUAAGUGUUUUUGAGAGUCGGGCUGACAUGCUGGAUCCCUUAUAUCGGUAUGUUGGUUGCAUACCCAAACCCUUCUAUUUAUUUACCAAUAGCGUCACUCAAACAAACUCUGUAGCAGAUCCUUUUAGGCAAAUAAUCACGGACCUACACCAAAUCCCUCCUCUUUCUUUUUCCUUUUCUUUUCUUUUUUUUCCCCCUCGAGUCAAAAGAAACGCAGUCCAGAAACAAAGUUAAGUUCAAUCCACCUCCCCAACCCAAAAUGCAGCCCUGCACUCACAAGAAUAAACAAUGGCCUUCUUUGUCUUCCUUGGCUAAAGCCAAUCUGUCCGGCAGCCAGGGUUGAUAUUUAAUUUAGUUGAUUUCCUGUGAGCAGUCGCCCCCUCCCAUUCCCUUUCCCACGUCUGUGAGCGCCACAGCUUCACCGGAGACUUCGAAGCUGCUCAGAUCAAACGGAACAAAGACCGACUGACCAGCAACUUCACUCCAAACACACUAUGCUUUCAAAGAGACAAAAAAAAAAAACGAGUGAAUGAGAUGGAGGGGAGAGGGAAAAAAAAGACAAAAAGAUUGACCUAAAUAUACCUCAUAUCAUUAAAGCGUUAAAAAAAAAAAAAAGCAGGGACACGCGUUUUAUGUAUGUAGUGGACAUAUUUGUAGUAUAGGUUCGACAUAUUGUAUAAUCAUUUAACACUGCCUGUGUUUACAAUUUUAGAGCAAACAACUCAUCAAAAUGCAAAUGUAUUAUUUUUGUUUUCUGUAAAAAAAAAUAAUAAAAAAUACCAUCCACGCCAAGCAGUGUUGAAUUAUAGAUGCCUCAUAGAACAUUCAUUCUCCUCAUUAUAUCCCUUAUUUUUGUUACUUGCCAUAAUGUGUUUUGAUAUGAUCUCUAGAAGGAUAUUGUUUACAAAAAUGUACAAAAACACUAAAAAUCUGUUUUGUUUUUCCAGUAUGCAUGAAAACAUUUUGUAUGGAUUUAUUUCUGUCACCUCAAUACCAAAUUUUUGUAGCAGAUGCCCCGCAGUUCCUUUGUCUUAUUCGUUCUAGUCCCCUUGUGUUAUGAUUUCCCAGGCUAUACCUGUUAUUGAGAUGAACGGAUUAGAGAAGCCAAUAAAACUUUUUGUUACUAAA
Molecule: messenger RNA, 5229 nt
Organism: Xiphophorus couchianus (Monterrey platyfish)
Lineage: Eukaryota; Metazoa; Chordata; Actinopteri; Cyprinodontiformes; Poeciliidae
Gene: znf281b
Product: zinc finger protein 281b
Exons: 7
Coding region: 254-2761 (835 amino acids)
Biological process (GO): regulation of transcription by RNA polymerase II
Molecular function (GO): DNA-binding transcription factor activity, RNA polymerase II-specific; RNA polymerase II cis-regulatory region sequence-specific DNA binding
Source: RefSeq, a predicted model, not a curated record